AUGCCCGGUAUGAACCUCCUGGCGCCUCAAUACCCGGCGGCAUUGACGGCGGAGGCACCGAGUCCGGGGGCCAGACGUCCGGCGACGUCGGCGGCACAGCGUCUGGCUGCGGGGGAAGAGGAACAUCCGGCCCCGGAGGCGGCGGUAUCGGUGGGCCAGGGAAUUCAGGCCCCGGCAAAGUAUCCGGCGGCGGCGGAAUUGGAAUAUCCAACCCCGGAUGCUGAGGUAUCGGCGGUACGGGAAACUCCGGCCCCGGUCCCAUCCCCGGCAAGGAUGGCAGAGGAUCAAAUGUUAUCUCCUCCGGUGCGUUGGGAUCAAACUCCGGCGAAGCGGGGAAUCCCGGUACCUCCCGCGGAACGGAGGGUUCGUAUUCGGGAACAGAGGGGAACUCCGUCCUUAAUUCAGAUGGGUCACGGCAGGCUAGCGGUUGCCCCCCGGAGAGGAAGACGGGGUUCGGGUUUUGCCGGCGGCCAUGGCUGUUGUUUGUACAGAUUGGGUGAUGAGAAGAAAGGAGAAGAUCUCUUGAUGAGGUGGGAUGAGAACGCAGAGAUGCCGGACAUUGUUGCCGCUGGGAUCGAUCUGAAAGUGAAGUUGGGAAUAGCAGAGAAAGUGGUCGUGAAGUGGUAA
This is a messenger RNA of Malania oleifera, 627 nucleotides long. RefSeq lists its product as uncharacterized. The transcript has 2 exons. The coding region runs from base 1 to 627 and encodes 208 amino acids. The record is from RefSeq and is a predicted model, not a curated record. Lineage: Eukaryota; Viridiplantae; Streptophyta; Magnoliopsida; Santalales; Ximeniaceae.